This is a messenger RNA of Phytophthora sojae, 1287 nucleotides long. RefSeq lists its product as hypothetical. The coding region runs from base 1 to 1287 and encodes 428 amino acids. NCBI's taxonomy places the organism in Eukaryota, Oomycota, Peronosporomycetes, Peronosporales, Peronosporaceae. Gene Ontology annotation, molecular function: protein binding. The transcript has 2 exons. The record is from RefSeq and is a predicted model, not a curated record.
AUGGUGUAUAGCGCUAAUGCAUACUAUGUUUGUGUAUUGCAUUGCUGCCGUCUAGAACCGAUCAAGCGCUUGGCGCCCAGCGUCACGAUCAGCGACUGCCCCUCGGAGGUCUUCUGCACGAGGUUUUCGCCCGACGGGAGGCUGCUGGCCGCAGGCUGUGGCGAUGGAGCGAUCCGAGUCUUCAACGUACACGACGGCAAGCUGUCGUACACAUUGAUGCAGCCGCAGAGCAGCUACGGCUUCGGCCUGCCGUGCACGGCCAUCAGGUUCCGUCCACUUACAAGCGCCACCAAGACCAAGAACGUGCUGUUAGCCACGAAUUCGAACGGGUCGGUGGAGCAUUGGCACAUCACGUCGGGCAAGUGUCUGAACGCCAUCAGCAACAACCAGAACCAACUGUACGCUCUGGACUACCGCGCCGAUGGAGCCAUGUUCGCGACAGGAGGAAAAGACCACGCUAUUCGAGUGUACGAUGAAGCCACGAAGGCGGAGGUGGCGUGUAUGGACGGAGGUCAUGGCUCUCUCACUGCUGGCCACUCGAACCGCGUGUUUUCCAUCAAAUUCGUCCCUGAAGACGACAACACCCUCGUCACUGGCGGUUGGGACAACACGCUGCAGAUCUGGGACUUGCGCGUCGGCCACUCGGUGCGUGGCAUUUACGGCCCUCACGUGGCUGGGGACGCUGUCGACAUGAAUAUGCGCGGAGAGAUCCUCACAGGCUCCUGGCGUCCCGAAAAUCCACUCGAGAUCUGGGAUUUCGGGUCGGGCAAGCGCCUGCUGACUGUGCCAUGGAACCAGAGCGCUCUGCGGUCCGAGCCCUGCUUCAUAUACGCGGCGCAGUUCUCAAAGUCAAAAACUGGUCAACAGCUCAUAGCCGCGGGAGGAAGCGGCUCCAACGAGGCCAAGGUCUUCAACCACGACUCGAACAACAGACUCGUCGGCACAAUUGCAGGCCUCAGUCGUGGCGUGUUUUCGCUGGACUUUGCUGCGUUCAACGACAAAAUGGUGGUGGCUGGGGCUGACGCAGCCAUUCGCAUCAUCGACAUCUACGACCACAUUCCAGGCGAAAAGGGCCGCGAACGACCCACAACUCCAUCGAUCAGGUUCGACCCUCCUGUUCCUUGCUUUGCUUUGGUUUGUUGCUCUAACACUGGAGUGUACUGUCGCGACAGAAAUGCGUUAAUGCCAAAUGAAAGCCUGACCCGCCUGGCAUCGCCAACAGCGAGCACUGAGAUGCUGAAGGGUCCGUCUUCACCGCUCCACAAGAUGGCUGUAGACGACGACUAG